UUUUGGGUGCAAAUAUAAUGCCCAAAACUACAAUAUACGUUUUUUAAGGGAAAAAUAAACUAUACUUCCAGCCAUAAUAAUGUAAAUACAUCCUAAAUCAAAUAUAAUUUAUUUCAUAAAUCCUGCAAAUAUUAAAAGAGUUUGUCUGCCCACUUUGUGCUCUGUGGCAGUUUAUGUUUCUUCUGACAUUUUUUUUUCAGUUUUGGCUCUUUUUCACCAGUUUCUUCCCGUAACUUCCACAACCACCAUCAUCUCCACCGCCUGACCCACCUUUCACCAAGUGUUUUUUUGUUUCAUCAUUUCGGACUCUUACAUAUAUAUCUACUUGCCUCACCCUCUGUUUUCGUCCAUCUCUCUAUCUUGCUACCAUGGAUAAUCUACUCAAUAACAUGUCUUCUCAUCUCACCCUUGCUGAAAGUGAGACUUGUCCUUCACUUGGGGGAUAUUGACACAUCCGUUCCUGAAGAUCAACCAUGUCAUAUGCUCCUGGCCCGUGUGAUUUCCAAAAAUGGCUACAAUAAGAAGGCCUUUCAGAACUCCAUGAGUUCCUUAUGGGAAAGACAAACCCGAUUCCCAGUUCACAUCUCUGAAUUUGCAUCUAAUCCUCUUUGGUUGUGCAGGGAAUAAACAACGGGUAUUGAUUGGUGAACCAUGGCAUUUCAAUCAUCUUCACAUUGUCUUGCACACACCAAGUGCUUUACAAAAUGUCUCAGCCGAAACUAUGGUUAAAUCACCUUUUUGGGUGCAAGUCUUCCGCCUUCCUUUCCUCAGCAAGUCAGAAUCUUGGGCUAAGUCUGAGGGUCAUUUACUGGGUGAUUAUAUUGAAGUGGACAAAGAUUCUCUGUUUGAAGGUUGGAGACCGUUUAUGCGCAUUCGAGUGGCUAUCGAUGUUACACAACCGCUUAUGCGGGGUCGUCGGGUUCGUCUUCCUCGGAUACGGGAUGAAUUUUGGAUUGACUUUCGCUAUGAGAAACUCCCAGAUUUCUGUUUUGAAUGUGGUAUUAUUGGUCAUCUAUUCCAGCAUUGUACACUUUAUUUGGAGCAUAUGGAUGCCGGCACUGAACCAACACUUCCAUAUGGGCCUUGGCUUAAAGGAGCCCCUCUUCCGACUUCCGCCGAUGAUCGUUAUCGACAAGACUUUUCCAAGUCUGGACCCUGGCCUUUCCUUACUCGUCUAGCCCGAAGCGCCAUUAGCCCCAUAUUAACCCACCCAUCCUACCCUUCUCCGCAACCUGUUUCUAUGACCUCCACUGAGAAUGGUACUAUUUCACCUUUGCCUUCGUUACACACCACAGAUAUUGCUACAUCCACUGUCAUUCCACACCCUCUUUCCUUGGUAGAUGUUCACAAUACACCCCCGUCACCCAACAUAUGCCACUUACCCCCGAACAUAUGUCCUACUGGCCCUGUUUCGACGCACAUGAUAUAUAUAUAUUUUUUUUAAAUACUCAUUUAUUACCUCUAAUUGUUUUAUUCAAAUGCAUGUCUUAUAUUUUUAAUAACGCUCAUGUAAUAUUCUAUAUUUUGAUAUUAUAUAUAUUUGUUAUUGUUAUCCAAAAAAUUAGCAUUGAUGACGUGGCGAGUGAUCACUGGACACGUGGCUGACACCUGGAAAAGUUCUGCUAGAGUAUCGACCAGAAGACGCAUUAGGAGCAGUAAGCAGUCUGGUCUUACCUGCGACCAGUCUGGUUGAUAGUUCCGCAUACAAAGCAACAUUAAUGAGAAGAUCUUUGUAAAUCCCGAAUUUAACUCAAACGAUCUCCUGAGUAUCCGAUAAUUCAGGAAAGAAUAUCUGUAACAAUCUUAUGUAAUCCCCCUUGAGCCUAUAAAUAGCAGAAGAUAGCUCAAGGAAGGGACUUUUUGGCUUUUGAAUCAUUUGAGACUAUAGUGAUUCUCCUAGUGAUAUUGUAUUGUUCUUGAGAGGUUAGUGAAACUCAUUGAACCCUUGUUCUUUGAUCACUCCUUUGAUUCUCAUAUCAAUAACAAUCUAAGUGGACGUAGGUUAUUACCAAAUCCUGGGGU
Messenger RNA from Humulus lupulus (European hop), 2022 nucleotides. RefSeq lists its product as uncharacterized. The transcript has a single exon. Lineage: Eukaryota; Viridiplantae; Streptophyta; Magnoliopsida; Rosales; Cannabaceae. The coding region runs from base 722 to 1444 and encodes 240 amino acids. The record is from RefSeq and is a predicted model, not a curated record.